Molecule: messenger RNA, 1362 nt
Organism: Lagopus leucura (white-tailed ptarmigan)
Lineage: Eukaryota; Metazoa; Chordata; Aves; Galliformes; Phasianidae
Gene: CUNH11orf16
Product: chromosome unknown C11orf16 homolog
Source: RefSeq, a predicted model, not a curated record
AUGGCUCAUUUGGAAAGAUUCCUGCCCAUGGACCACAGGUGCUGCAGCAUGAUGCCAGCUCUGGACAAGUUCCUGUGCUCCAGUGCCAUCCCUGCUAUCCACCCCUGCUGCAGGAGCUCCUUUGCCAUGCAUCCUGCCUGGAACACCAAGACCUGUGCUCCCCUGCGGUGCCAGUGGAUUGGGCGCUGCUUCCCCUCCCUUGGCCCAGCAUGGCAGAGGCUGAGCAUGUCACAGAGAUCAGCCAUCUUAGCCAAAAAUGUCCCUGUUCUGGUGAGAGGGGAGCAUGAUGGAUUUUAUUACCGUGGUACAGUAAAAGAGGAGGUGGAGAAUGAAAGGGGAAUGUUCCUGGUAGAGUUUACCAGACCACUUCAGUUGCAUGGAAGGCAUUCGGUACGUGUGCAAAAAACAGCAAAGGAUGACAUCCUGGAGUAUGCCAAUGGCAUGAAGCAUUCCUUGCUGCCGGGAGACAAAGUAUUGGCACCUUGGGAACCAGAUUUGGUGAGGUAUGGCCCUGGAACAGUCCUCACGGGCAUUGAGACGAGGGACUCCUUACGAGCCUCAGAAGAUGAAGAAAUUAUGGUUCAGUUCUGGAAUGACAAGAAAGUGAACCUGCCACGAGGUGUAGCACUGUGGAUCCCUUCUAGCCUUUGUGGGAGGAUUGUGGAGAUGAUCCACAUGCCUUUCUCCAGCAGGUUAAAGAGCAGAGAAAGUUUUGACACUAACUUGGGCAUUUUUUCCUGCAGCCGUAAAACCACCUGGGUUCCUGUUUGCGUUGCAUGUAGCAACGCUAAGCACAGCUUGCUCUGCUCACCCUGCUGGCCACUUCUCCACUGUUGUUGUGGUGGUACGUGCUGUUCAUCAGCCUGUGUCCACUGCUUCUGCUGCUGCCAUGGCCACUUUGAUGUUUGGUGGCCUCUUCCACCCAAGUCUCAGGUCUUUCAGAGAGAAGCUGAAGAGGCAGAGCCCAGCAGCAAAUCCUCUCCACACCUUCUAGAAGUGGAAGGUCCAAAACAACAGGAGUUAGCAGUUUUGGCAGCACGUUCCCCUUCUGACUCAGUAGGUGAUCUAGAGGUGUUCCCCACUCAGAGUGCUGUAGUGGAUGGUACUGUUAUAACAGACCCCAGUCAUCCUGAGAAGCCCAGGCUGGAGGAAUCUGCAGGACCCACGGGAAAUACUGGAAAAGGAACCACUACAAGUCUCAUGCCAGUAAUUCAGGAACUGGCAGACACAGCAGCAUAUGUGCAAAGGGCAAGUUAGAAUCCAAAGCCAUCUCUGUUGUAGGCAUGUCCCAUGUUGCACCACCUGAGCAGAGUGCAGUGUUGGAAACUACUGAGCAGCCUCCCAGAAGGCAAUUCACAAUGA